This is a messenger RNA of Phlebotomus argentipes, 2640 nucleotides long. RefSeq lists its product as uncharacterized. NCBI's taxonomy places the organism in Eukaryota, Metazoa, Arthropoda, Insecta, Diptera, Psychodidae. The transcript is spliced from 5 exons. Bases 845 to 2380 code for a protein of 511 amino acids. The record is from RefSeq and is a predicted model, not a curated record. Gene Ontology annotation, cellular component: dystrophin-associated glycoprotein complex; sarcolemma.
CAGCACAAUAUCUCUCCCUUGAUCAGCAGUGGAAGAUAAGAAUUUGCAUAAUUUCACUGAUAUUUCCUCUGCUGAAAGUUUCAGUGAAACUUUGCGCGUCUGAAUUCGCCCUGAAGCUGAUUUAUCCGUGCUAAGCGAGUGAAUUUGCUGUGAAGAGCGAAUGAUUAUGAUAGAUGGUGAGGAGAUAAGCAACCUGCCGGAGAAGGAAAAGAUGUGUGUAAAGAGAAUGCAAGAUUGCGACGAGUACCAAUCGUGAAAGUCACACACUUGAAGUUCUAGGCAUUGAAGUGCUGUUGAGAUCAUGUUGUGUGUUGGGGAAGAAGAAGGAAAAAAAACACGGGUUUUUCGGUGAGCCAGAGAAGAGAGAGAGAAGAGUCUCUCUUGUGUGUCUUUCCAGGGUCAGACUCUGCGCGCGGUUUUCACACCGCGAUGGAAAAAUGCCGCGAGGAAAAAUCGCUGCGCGCGCGCCUGCAAGAGAGUCGCGCUCUGCGAUGCCGUAAAACUCUUGAGCGCGCUCGCCUUGGUUGGUUGCUUGGAAUUUCAGUGGUCGCGCCGCAGUUGAAGUUGGUCGGCCGACGUUGGAGGAGCGCACAAAAGAGCGGCGCUCGCACUUUACCGCAAUCACAGUGAGAGAGAAGAGAGAAAAGAGAGCAAUUGAAUGUGACAAGAAGUGAUCCCGUGCGUGUGAAUCGAUGACAUUGGCUUGUAACGUGAUAACAGGACAAGAGGAUAAAGUGCGAUCAUUCUGCAUCAGCGCAAUCGCCGAGAGAGAGAUCAUCACAGUGAUUUCCCGAGAGUGGCUGCCGUGCAAGCAAGGCGUGUUUGCACAGAUGGAUGAGGCAAUAUGACUUCAACGGUGGACUCCGCGAGACAUUCGCUGCCGGAGGACAAGCUCGCGCGCCCCGUGAGCGCGUACGACAACUUGAAUGGGAAGAGCGAGGCGCGGCGGAGCGCCAGGGCGUCUCUGGGUGAGGAGAGGAACGGCGGCUUUCCCUACACUGAGAUCAGCUUCAAGUUCGGCGACAUUCCCGCGCGGCGCAGCGACGACGUCAUGAGUGACGCCACGAGCGCGGAACGCCAAGCGACUGAGGCGGCUGACAAGAUGAGUGAGAAUCUCGGCGAGUCAGUGCAGAGUGAUGAGCUGAGGCGGCAGAACUGCAAGGCGUCCAUCAGCAGUGCCAAAUCCAGCUUCUUUGGCCUCAACGGCGACGCACAGAGCAGCGGCGGCGUUCCGCGGCGGAGGAUCCGACUGAGGAUGGACGAGGACGAGGAGGAUUCCGAGGAGUAUGGCGAGGAGACGGUGAAGCUGCUGCCGGAAGUUGUCAACACCUUCAACAGCACGGCGUCAACGUCCAAUAGUUACCAAAAUGUGCCGCGAAACAGUCACAAGUUCCAGAAGCAGCUCAGUUACGUGCAAGAGAUGAAACUCGUGGACUCCUCGUCGUCCUCCGAGUCGCCUGGACAGGCGGACGUUGUGCCCAGGCUCAAGAGUCCGGCGAAGAGUGUGUCAGAGAGUGAGUCGAAUCGCUUAAGUCAACCAUCACAGUCAGUCUACAUGGCCACAACAGUGCCGCAGAACAUGAAGCCAGCGCAGAUUACAGGACGUCACGUCCCGACGCGAUCGAGUUUAAGACACUCGCGAAUGCUCGUGGUGAAUAAGAGCUUCAAAGAAAAUGGAACGCCAAAUCCGCUGAAUUUGCGACAUCCGAAGUGGGGAAAGUUCUUCCUGAUCAUGCAGAUCCUCAGCGGCAUUCUGGCGCUCGCCAUUGGCCUGUGGCUGCUGCUGUGGGCGCCGAGCACGCGCGCCCAGGACAAUCCCUACUGGAGUGGCAUUCUGCUGAUCAUCGCGGGCUCCAUUGGCUGCUCGCUGAUGGACUUCAAGAGGGCGCCGCGCAGCAAAUCCCGCGAGAUGUGCUUUCGCGCGCUGAAGAUCAAGUUCAGCGUGUGCGUGAUUCUGGCCACGCUGGCAUCUCUGCUGGCCUCACUCUUCGCCGCCGUGCAUCUGGGCGCCUUGUCCGCCACGUCCACCAACUGCCUGCCGUCCAACAUCUUCACCAUCAGCUCCACGUGCGUGUGUCUCUUCGGGCGGCGCAACGAGACGACGGAUCACCUCGAGAUCCUGCGACACACCAACGGAGACGCGCACGAGGACCCGGACGCGCCCGUGGCGGACACCGGCGGCACGGAAUUCCACUACAGAGACCUCAAUUGUCGCGAGGUCGUCGGUCCUUUCCGCUACAUCUUGAUGGGUUCUAUUGUUACAAAUCUGGUGGGAUUUAUUGCGGCGGCGAGUGUGCUGAUUCUGUAUUGGACCGGAAGACGGCAGAGACGGAGAUUUGAGGCUGCAGGACCUCUUCCGGGUGUGACACAGUUGCCGUAGUGAAAGAUAAAUUAAUUGUAAGGUAUUUGUUUUUGCAAUAUAUUGACUCUCUUUCUCUCCAUGGGAAAAUGCUCAGUGUGAAGUUUGCCGGAAAGUAGACUGAAUGAGUUUGUGAGAAAAAGGCGCAACGCUUCAAGUUUUCCAUUUUUAAUAUAUAUUUUCUAAAGGUGUCACAGAACAAUGAGUGAAUAUUGUGUACAAAAUUUGUUAAAUCCUAUAAUUACAAUUUUUUGCAGGAUGAAAAAAAUCCUGGCUUUUUG